Messenger RNA from Triticum turgidum subsp. durum (durum wheat), 1173 nucleotides. The record is from the annotation of a GenBank genome assembly. NCBI's taxonomy places the organism in Eukaryota, Viridiplantae, Streptophyta, Magnoliopsida, Poales, Poaceae.
AUGGCUCCCGCCUCCCGCCCGCCGACGGCGACGCCGCUGGCCGCAUCCUCAUCCCGGAUAGACUCGCCAUCGCUGAAGGCAGCCCUCGCAAUGGCUCUCAUCCACUACAAACGCCUCCCCUCCACAACCGCCGCCGCCGCCGCCGCCGCAGGCACCUCCUCCCCGCCUCUUAUCCACUGGAAGCGCAAGGCUAAGGAGCGGAAGCGCGAGAUUCUCCGCCUCCGCGAAGAGCUCAAGCUCCUCCAAGAUGGGGUGCGCGGGGAGGCGAUGGAGCCGCCACUUGCGUCAUGCCGCUGCCACUUCUUCGACGGGUGCAGCGACCUGCAGCCGCCGCCUCCAACGGGUGGAGGAGAGCAUUGGGUCGACGAGGUGCUGCGGAGGAGGUUCCUCAGAUUGGCGCGGUGGAAGGAGAAGCGACGGAGACUGGAUCGAUCUCUUCCCGUCACUAGUUUGAUGGAGUUCAAUAGCGAGGAUGAGAUACAACAGCUUAGCUUGUCAACUGAUUUCCUGGUAGAGCUAUCAGAUGGGAUUUUUGCGAAAAGAGAAUCUUGCUCCACAUUUGCUACAUUCUCUCACCAAGCAGUAGACUUCAUUUUGUCUUUACUGAAGAACAUUCUAUCGUCGAAAAGGGAAAAUGAACUGGUUGAGGAGAUAAUUGAUGGUUUAGUGACACGUUUGAUGAAAAGGAUGUGCACCAUUCCUGAAAAUGCUGGUACUUCGGAUUCAGGGCCAGUUGACUGCUCAGAUGCCCAAUUCAAUGUGCAGCACUUGUUCCGCAAGUUAGGAAAUGAAGAGUUCAUUGGUCAGCGGAUAAUCCUUGCAGUUUCUCAAAAGAUCUCAAAUGUAUCAGAAAGCUUGCUUCUCUUAGAUCCAUUUGAUGAUUCCUUCCCUGAUAUGCAUGGCAAUAUGUUCAUUAUGAUUCAAUUAAUCGAGUUCCUCAUAUCUGAUUACAUGAAAAUUUGGCUAUGUUGCGAGCAAUUUGACAAAAAAAUAUUUGAAGAAUGGGUCAGAUCUAUUCUGAAGGCACGCAAAGACCUGGAAGUCCUAGAAAACAUAAAUGGGCUGUAUGUAGUGUACAUUGAGCGAGUGGUCGGAAGGUUGGCGAGGGAGGUGGCUCCUGCUGCUCACCAGGGGAAGCUGGACCUGGAUGUCUUUUCCAAACUCCUGUGCUGA